Messenger RNA from Cloeon dipterum, 3566 nucleotides. It is a transcript of the gene Ire1, whose product is annotated as serine/threonine-protein kinase/endoribonuclease Ire1. The transcript is spliced from 15 exons. NCBI's taxonomy places the organism in Eukaryota, Metazoa, Arthropoda, Insecta, Ephemeroptera, Baetidae. Gene Ontology annotation, molecular function: RNA endonuclease activity; ATP binding; protein serine/threonine kinase activity. Gene Ontology annotation, cellular component: IRE1-TRAF2-ASK1 complex. The coding region runs from base 274 to 3216 and encodes 980 amino acids. The record is from RefSeq and is a predicted model, not a curated record. Gene Ontology annotation, biological process: intrinsic apoptotic signaling pathway in response to endoplasmic reticulum stress; IRE1-mediated unfolded protein response; protein phosphorylation.
UUACGUAUGGGGUUUUUUGUUUGCUAAACAAUGCAGUGGCACAGUCUUCAAGCAAAAGCAAAGGUGUAAUUUUAUUUCGUCAGCCAAAGUCAGCACGCAGUCUGAUUAUUAUUAUCAACUUUGGCCUCGCUUUUGGGAUUGGGGGCAGUAAUGAAUUUACACUCACGCCUACUGAAGGCGAGAAGGAACAACAGGUUAUUACGCUCUGCAGCAGAAACAAGAGUAUAAAUUUUCUUCAAGAGGAAAACCUGUUAAUUUAAGAAAAGCGAAAAUAUGACAUCGAGGGCCAGAAAAAAAUGCACCCUGUUCGGUGCCGUCUCCUCUAUUUUGUGUCUACUUCUUCAGUGGCAAUGCCAAUCCUGCUACGCAGCGGUAAACACGCACAACGUUGUAAGAAAGAUCGUCAAUACAGCGUUACUGGAAGACAACCCUUUGCUCUUGGUGUCCACCCUUGGAGGUUCGCUCAUCGCAAUUGAGCAAGAUACUGGAGACAUCCGUUGGGAAAUCUCAAAUGAUCCGGCAGUAAUGGUUCCAUUUGACAUGGAAAUCAACUUUGCUUCAAAAGAGCAUUUGUUCUUGCCCGACCCAAAAGAUGGUUCACUGUACUUGCUAGCGAAUGGUAAAGGUGGCUAUGAAUCUGCUCUCAAGAAGCUGUCAUAUACCAUUCCUGAACUAGUUGCGUCUUCCCCCUGUCGGAGCACAGAUGGAAUUCUCUACACAGGUAAAAAAGUGGCGUCCUGGAUGGCUGUAGAUGCAGUCACCGGCAAAAAGCAUCUAGUGAUGGGCAAUGAGCAACAAAACUUUGAUGUCUGUCCUGCUGAUGGCUCGCAGACAAUUUUCAUAGGGAGGACAGAAUACAGUAUUGCCAUGUAUGACAGUCACAAGAAAGAAAAGCGGUGGAAUGUCUCUUAUUUUGACUAUACUGCUGGCACUCUUGAUGAUAUUGCAACCCAGAACUAUCCGCUUGUCCACUUUGCUACCAAUUCUGAUGGGAGUGUCAUGACUUUGGAUCGCGAUUCUGGACGGAAAUUGUGGGGGCAGAAAUUCAAGUCUCCAGUAAUUGCUAUGUACGCUGUUCAAGAUGACUCACUGGUCAUGAUUCCAUUCACAACUGUCGGCGUGGACACUCUCAAAGCACUGCAGUUGAGCCACGCAGGCGCCAAUAUGAAAUUGAUACCUGCACUUUAUGUGGGCCAAUUUCCACAUGGGCUUUACGCAUUGCCGUCACUUAUCGACAACACAGUCACUCGCACCUUGACGUCGCCACCUGCAAUGCUUCUCAUCGAAGGUCCAAAAGAAAAUAAAUCAACAGAAGAGAGUGAUGAGAAGGGUGCUAAGCCUUCAAUAGGAAGCACGUCUAAUACAAAUCCCUUUGAAAACCUGCUUGGACAUUACCAGAUUCCCGAACGCAGUACAAACGUACUUCAAAUCACUGGGAAAAGUGAUGUGCUAUUGAAAACUCCUGAAAAUCUGGUGAUUGAAACUGCUGAAAGGGUUACAAUAGAUACAGAAGGGGACCAAGUAAACGUAAGAGUGGUGGAUGAGCUAAAAUUGGCCUGGAGUAAUUUCACCAAAGGCAACAUAUCCAUGGACUCGGUCGUCAAAAUAUCCAUGGCUAUCACUUCGUCAACAUAUCAUUUUGUGCAGACCAAAGCAGUCAUGACUUUACUUUUUCUUCUGCUGGUGUUCAUCACUUUUUACAUGGCUUUUUCACUCUAUGGGAAACAGUCCCACUUAGCUGACUAUGAGCAGGACGAUUCAGUUGUUCGCGUUGGCAAAAUUGAGCUUUAUCCGUCCCAGAUUUUGGGCAAAGGCUGUGAGGGCACGUUUGUGUUCAACGGCAAAUUUGAUGGCAGGCCUGUGGCCGUGAAGAGGCUUUUGCCUGAUUGCUUCUCUGUGGCUGACAGAGAAGUCGAUCUUUUGAGAGAGUCCGACGAACACCCAAAUGUUAUCAGGUAUUUUUGUACUGAGAAAGAUAGGCAGUUCAGAUACAUUGCUCUUGAGCUGUGCGCGGCCACAUUGGAAGAUUUUGUCAUCGGCAAGUUUCGAAACGAUAAUAUUUCCGAGGUUGACAUAUUGCUCCAAGCCACGUCAGGCCUUGCACAUUUACAUUCCUUGGAUAUAGUCCACAGGGAUAUAAAACCACACAACGUUUUGCUGUCUUAUCCCAAUGCAAAAGGAGAAAUCAAAGCAAUGAUAUCUGAUUUUGGCCUCUGCAAAAAGUUGAUGAAUGGCAGGUACUCCUUUUCCCACCAUUCAGGAGCUGCAGGUACUGAUGGGUGGAUAGCGCCGGAAAUGAUUGACCCAGAAAAGACCGCUACAUUUUCAGUUGAUAUCUUCUCUCUGGGUUGUUUGUUUUACUUUGUAUUAUCGAAAGGGAAGCAUCCAUUUGGUGACGAUUUGCACAGACAGGCAAAUAUUAUCAAUGGAGAAGGGAGGCUGGAACAUUUGGAGGAAAACAAAGAUUAUGUGGCAUUGAACCUCAUACUGGCCAUGAUCGACAUUGAUCCUAAAAAUCGGCCGACAGCAAGUGCUGCGAUGAAACACCCAUUCUUUUGGGACGCAGACAAACGCCUCGCAUUCCUUCUGGAAGUCAGUGAUAGAGUUGAAUCAGAAAAUUUGGAAAGCGAAGUGUUGAAAGCACUGGAAUCCAAGAAUUGGGUGGUAGUACAAAGGGAUUGGAGAAAGCACAUUGGAGAAGCAAUUGCUGCUGAUUUGCGCAAAUACAGGAAUUACAGGGGAGAGAACGUGCGCGACCUCCUGAGAGCACUGAGAAAUAAAAAACACCAUUACCAAGAUCUGGCUGAAGAUGCUAAGGAAAUCUUGAAAAAUGACUCAAAGGAUUUUCUUGCGUAUUUCACUAAAAGAUUUCCCCUUUUGCUGAUCCACACUUGGGUGGCAAUGGUUUGCAUCAGAGAAGAACCAGGAAAGCAAAAAUAUUACGACACUUCAUACCUAUUUCCUCAGUACUUUCAGAAUGUUGCCAUCCUGGCGAAACCUGGAGAAAAGCCUGAAGUGGUAGAAGAUGAGAUUGAACAGAAGACCAACUCGCCCAAAGACUGGACUUCAGCGUGGAACAAUGACAAAAAACAAAACAAAAGGCGUACCCCUCCUCAUCCAGCUUGGAAACUGAACUGGCGCGAGACUCCAAAGAAAACUCCGUUGACCGAGGAAGGCGAAAAUAAUAGGGAAAAUAUGAGAACGGAUAUUUUGUAAUGAAUUUGUACAAAUCUUGGCCGAGAAACCGAGGUGUGGGUUUUGAAUUGUGACUAUGCACAAAUAAUGGCUCACUAAAUGUUUGACAUGUAUCCUUAACUUUAAAUUGGCGUUGCGUCAGUGAGUUGACUGAACCAACUUGUGGGGCCUUUAUUUUUUAAGUGCAAUAAGUUUGUCCGUCCAGUCACAAUCCUUGAGCUAGUACGAGUCUGCCACGAUGAGAAAGGGGUAAGAAGUGAGAACGUGUGAUCAACGCUUAUGUUGUCUAUUUUUGUAAAGCGUGUUUUUUAAUCAAGUAAUUUUAAUGAGACACGAUUUAAAGUGGAAUUAAAUAUGAAAAUGAAAUUAAA